AUGUCUGAUAAAGAAGCUCUUCACAUAUUCCUUAACUCUCCUGUUACGCAGGACAUGAUCCACAACUUGGUCAACGUGACCCUCCAAAUUCUUCCUUGCGAGUCUUCCAAAGUCAUCACACAGCAACUCCCUACACCACCAAAUUCCCCACCUGUCUACAAGACCAGGCCACUUCCUUCUUUAAUGACCUUCAUCACCAAGUUGGUCAGAUAUACCAAUGUUUAUACUGGAACUCUCAUGUCAACAAUCGUCUAUAUGAACAGACUGAAGGAGCGUCUCCCGGCCGAUGCUCAUGGAAUGCCAUGCACCAGGCACAGAAUCUUUCUUGCAUGCCUAAUAAUCGCAUCUAAGUACUUCAACGACUCUUCUCCCAAAAACAAGCACUGGAGUAAGUACACCGAUGGCUUGUUCCGCAACGAAGAUGUUAACCUCAUGGAAAAGCAACUUCUAAUGCUUCUCGACUGGGAUCUCAGGAUAGAGACCUCCGAACUUCUAAGGGUCUGGAGAAGAUUCCUAGAGCCAAUCAAGACUGAUCUCAGAAGACAGUCAAGAAUGAUGAACAACAUCGCUCCUGGAACUAUGGCAUACUCCACACAAACAAUCACUGCUCCAAGAUGCACAUUACAGGCCUAUGAGUCUGCGCAGCCAAUCAAUUAUCGAUACCAUCACACUGCAAAUGGUUGCAACAACAACAAAAAACAACAUUCGCUCAACACUUUAUACCCAUAUGCUUCCUAUCAGAAUAUCCACUCGAGAUCCUCCUCUCUCAACAGUAGCAGAAGCUCAAUCUUCGACUACUACGAGGAAAACCACUCUCGGGCUUCUUCUGUUUCGAGUACUACUACUGUUUCGAGCAAUGGUAGCAAUUACUCUUCCUGCGACAAGCAGGCUUAUAUCCCACUGCCCUACUCAGCAAAGCUGGAUAAGCAGCAAAAGGUUUUCUGGGGCUAUAACAACGCGGGUUGUUCUUCCCAGCAGCCUUUUUCAAAUACUCAGAUGUCGUCAUACUUCAAUAACUGUGCUUUAAACGAGCAACAGCAACUUGAAAACGCUAUGAGACAGUACUGUGGUGGCUAUUAA
Molecule: messenger RNA, 1080 nt
Organism: Brettanomyces bruxellensis
Lineage: Eukaryota; Fungi; Ascomycota; Pichiomycetes; Pichiales; Pichiaceae
Exons: 1
Coding region: 1-1080 (359 amino acids)
Biological process (GO): regulation of cyclin-dependent protein serine/threonine kinase activity
Cellular component (GO): cyclin-dependent protein kinase holoenzyme complex; nucleus
Molecular function (GO): protein kinase binding; cyclin-dependent protein serine/threonine kinase regulator activity
Source: RefSeq, a predicted model, not a curated record